AGAUUUCGAAGAAAGAAAGAAAUCAGCGCUUCCAUUUUAGGGGUUUGUUUUGAUAUUGUAUAUUUUAAGCCCUGAGAGAUAGCUGAAACUAAAAUGGAAUCGCAAAUGAUUCCGCAUCCAUUGGUUUUUACUCACUUUUCACACAAAACAGCUUGAAUGUAAGUCUUUUUUCAUAGUUCAACCUAGAGGUUUAAACUGUCUUAAAAAGUGUCCUGAACCAGAGAAUUUGAUUAUAUAAGAACUUCACGAAUGGCAGAGAGGAGAUCGUUGCUGCUAAGUGACAUUUGAAUGUAUUUCCCCACUGUCGAGACAUUCCCCAUCCUCAAAGGGAAAUAGGAAGCUUCUUUUAAACACAUGAUAGGAGCCAUCCGCUCUCUCUUCCUCAAGUCAUGCAUCCUUUAGGGUAGAGUGCAUUUAACUCCACGCGCCAUCUGUUUCAUAUUAUUAUUAUAUGUUUUAUAUUUUAUACACCAAUCCUUUGGGACUACACAAACUCAGAGAAACCACAACUGGUGAGUCAGGCACAAAGCAAAUUGCACCCUUGUUUAAUUAUGCAGUAGCUUGGACUAUUGCCAGUAAAACAACAGAGAAACUCAGUUGGACAGUGUCCAUGGAAGUUAUGUCAACCAUUUAUUCCACUUUUUAUUAGGCUUGAAUUUUAAACAAAGAAUUGUUUGUGACCUAAUAUUUGUGGUUGCACUCAGGCUUCAGGUACACUUAAAUUCAGUCCAGCCGGUCAUAUGAUACCGUCGCAGUGGACUUGCUUCUUCCAGUCCACCACAGGAAAUCCAAGUAGCCUUUGAAGAUACCCAUUUCCCAUAUUGUUAAUGAAAUCCAGACAUCUGAGACAGAUCCAGAAGCAAAGUGGCCACAGACUUGUGAAUUUCAAAGUAUCCCAGACUAUCUGCUCAACCAGACAACAUAUCUUCUAUGUCCCCAACACUUGUUAUUAUAUUUCACGUUUUUCUCCUUGAUACAAAUCACAGGGAGGUUGCAUUAUUUUGAGUUUAACCCAUUUUCCCACUUCAUGCCAUCUUCAGCUUUCUCCAUGAAUAAACAACUAAUGACAUUAACAAGAAUGCACAACAUAGGAAUUACACUCACCACGUUGUAACUGUAAAUACAUAUCAAUUUCUAAUACUUUUUUGACUGUCAAAACCUACUAACCCCUAUGUACUUCUUUGAAUGUUUGUCACUCUUGUUACACUUCUACUGGUUUCGGGUGUCAUUUCUGUGUGUCGUCUUGCCGGAGUUUUCCUCUGUUGUGUGUUUUCAUUGUCUUUGUCCACUUUGUCUUUUGUCUUGCCCGCCUACAUCCUCCCUUUCCUCCCUUCAACCCUUAACCCCUGCCCGCAUCACAGAGAUGAGGAAGGGGAAGAGGAAGGAGAGGAGAAGGAGGAGGAGGAGGAGGAGGAGGAGGGAGAGAAUGAGGAGGAGGAGGAGGACGACGAGGCAGAUUAUGAAAGUCAUCCAGUCACUGAGUCCUCUAGACAGGGCGCUCACAGUCUGACAGAUUUAAACAACCCUCCUACAUCUUACACAACUAGAAAGCCCUGCUGGGCUGAAAGAAUCAAUGCCAAUGGUAGUCCAUACCCCGGCAGGCACAAGGCUCCUACAUCCACGAUUCAUCGCUUCACUACUACAGCAACCUGCACACCAGAGUCCCAUCUGGGUGACAGGCCGGCCCACGGAGGCUUGCUGACUUCAUCGUACAGGCAGCACCAGGAGUCUCUGGCUGCCGAGAGAGAGAGGAGACGCCUGGAAAGAGAAGAGCGCCUGCAGAGAAUCGAAAGAGAAGAGAGGAAUCGUUUCAAUCGGGAUCGGCUUGACAAGAGGGAAGAAGCAAGACACGCCAGGGAGGAAAGGUUGCAGGCUGUGGAGAGGUUGGCCGCCGAGGAGGUGGAGCGUGAGCGCCCCAGGGCGCCGGCAAGAGGACGGACUGAGAUCACGCUGUGUUUGAGUCCCAACCCUGCCAGCCGCUCUGCGCCCCGCUGUGCCACGCCUUCGACCAUCAUCUCACAGGAGGACACAGCGGCCGCUGUGCACCGGGCGUCAGGAACAAAAAAUAUUUUAGAGCCAAACCUUGACCCACAGACGAGAACCAAAAGCCCAGACUCAACAGUGUCAGAACCUCCCCCCCCGCCUCCCUCCGAACCAGACAAGCAGCAGACUGAGUCGCCCGCAGAGAAGGAACAUGUUGCUGACGCUCAGGCCGAGCAGAACGUCGUGGCAGAGCCGGCGUCAGGUGGGCAUGCAGGCAGGGACGAAGAGAUGAUUGAGGAACAGAAAAAGCACAUGGACAAGGUAGAAGUGGAAGAGCUGGUAGAGGAGACCGAAGCAGCAGAUGUAGCAGAAGUCGGAGAGCCACGUGGGCUGGAUGUGGAAUCACAGGAGGAGUUUGAGAAGGAGCAGCCAGUGGUCAGGGAUGUCGAAGACGGCGUACUGCUGAGUGAGAAGGAGAGACAGAACGAGGAAGUGAAUGAAAAGGACAACUGCUCCGCUUCCAGCAUCUCCUCCACAAGUAGCACUCUGGAGCGGGAGGAGCGGGAGGAGAAACUCACCAAUGACAUUGACGCAGCAGGCCAAUGGACACAGUGCAGCAAAGAAGUAGAUGUCAACGACCAGUGCAACAAAAUAAUUAACAGCAAGCGCUUCAUGCUGGACAUGCUCUAUGCUCAGGAGACAACCGGCAAGGAUGAAGGGAAUGUAGCAGAGAAAGAAAACAGUAAAUGUGAGAAGGAUGCAGAGGUCAGUGACUCCUCUGUAGCUAGCUUGGCCAGCAGGAUCUCCACACUGGAGGCCCACAGACAGGCCAGAGACGAAAAUGUGAAAAAAAUGGACGUGGGACAUCUGGACAACCAGGGCAGCGUACGAGCAGUGGCGGAGAAGUUUGGGGAUUUGGUGAAAGGCCUGACGUCUCCUCCGGAGGUUGAGGCCUCCAAAGAGCAGCAGCCGCAGACUGACAAAUCAUCAACGGCUGCCUCAUCGAGCUUACCCGCGAAGAAGGAGUCCGACUACAUCUGGGAUCAGCUGAUGGCCCAACCUAGAGAGCUGAGGAUCAAAGAAAUGGACUUCACGGACCUGAGGGAUGAGGACGACAUGGACAUUUUAGAUAUGGACAGUGUACUGGGGUCGGGGGACCUCAUACCCCCACCUCCACCUCUGCCGUGUAAUUCUGCACUGCCACCGCCCCCUCCCCUGUUUGGGUGCCCUCCUCCUCCUCCCAUCCUCGGCAAAAUGAUGCCCCCAGCACCACCAUUCAUGGCCCCUGACCCUCCGCCCUCCCCUCAGCUAAGUCGAGGGGAGACUCCUCUCUUCCAAAAGAAAAAGAAGACCAUCCGGCUGUUCUGGAACGAAGUGCGUCCCGUGGACUGGCAUUGUAAGAGUCACAAAUUCUGCAAGGAGUCGCUCUGGUCCAAACUGGAACCGGUCAAACUGGACACAUCCAAGCUGGAGCAGCUGUUUGAGUCCAAAUCCAAAGAGAUGCCUAUCACAAAGAAAGCAGCUGUAGAUGGAAAACGACAAGAAAUCAUAGUGCUGGACUCGAAACGCAGCAAUGCCAUAAACAUUGGCUUGACUGUGCUUCCUCCUCCUCGCACCAUUAAGACCGCUAUCCUCAACUUUGAUGAGUACGCACUGAACAAGGAGGGCAUUGAGAAAAUCUUGACGAUGAUUCCCACAGAAGAAGAGAAGCAGAGGAUCCAGGAGGCUCAGCUGGUCAACCCUGAGAUCCCCCUGGGCAGUGCUGAACAGUUCCUUCUCACCCUCUCCUCCAUCACAGAGCUGUCCGCUCGCCUGCAGCUGUGGGCUUUCAAGAUGGACUAUGAGCUUAUUGAGAAGGAAGUAGCAGAGCCUCUGCAGGACCUCAAAGAGGGGAUGGACCAGUUAGAGAAAAACAAGACACUCCGCUACAUCUUGACCACAUUGUUGGCCAUUGGCAACUUCCUCAAUGGCACUAAUGCUAAAGGCUUUGAGCUGAAUUACUUGGAGAAAGUCCCCGAGGUGAAGGACACGGUUCAUAAGCAGUCCCUGCUGCACCACGCCUGCUCCAUUGUGGUAGAGAAGUUUCCAGACAGCACUGAUCUCUACUCUGAAAUAGGAGCUAUCACCCGUUUGACCAAGGUGGACUUUGACCAGCUUCAAGACAAUCUGGCACAGAUGGAGCGAAGGUGCAAAGCAUCAUGGGAUCAUCUCAAGGUCAUUGCGAAACACGAGAUGAAACCACCAUUGAAACAAAAAAUGUCAGACUUCCUCAAAGAUUGUGCAGAGAGAAUAAUAAUACUCAAGAUAGUACAUCGGAGAAUACUCAACAGGUUUCAUGCCUUUCUGCUGUUCCUGGGCCAUCCGGUAUAUGCGGUACGCGAAGUCAGCAUUCAUCGCUUUAGCAAAAUCCUGAGUGAAUUUGCCCUGGAGUAUCGCACAACAAGAGAGCGCGUGCUACAACAGAAACAGAAGAGGGCCAACCACCGAGAGAGGAAUAAAACCAGGGGGAAAAUGAUAACAGAUAGUGAGGAGGAAGAUAAUAGUGAGAGUGGUAAAUUUGCCGGUGCCCCAUCAGAGUCACAUGAGCUCGCGUCUCAGGGUAUCAAGUACGCUGAAGAUGCAGCUGAGCAUGAGAACAUGAAGGCCAUACUGAAGAGCGGCUUGCAGGGUGGAGAGAGUGUGACGUCCACGGUGCCCGGCCUCCGUACACGCACCAGAGCGAGCAGCACCAGAGGGCAUGUUACCCCAUGGUGUCCUGCCAGUGACGACCCGGCGAACUGCACAGAUGAUACAGCUGAUGAGAUCAUGGAGAGGAUUGUAAGGUCAGCCACUCAGGGGCCCGGCCAGCGGACGCAACCUCGUGAGAGGAGACGGUCCCGAGCCAACCGGAAAUCACUGAGGAGGACACUGAAGAACGGUUUGACCACAGAGGAGGCAAAUGCUCUCGGCUUAUCCAGUGGGUCAGAGAUGCAGGUGUGAACGGGACGUACCGCCGAGACGUCUCGAAGCCCUCUCACUGCCCCUCCAGUGCCCACUCCCAGACUGGCACCCCACUGUGGCUUGGCACCAGAAUUCCCGCACAGCCGUCUUCAUGCGUCUGACCUCCUCUUCAUGCAUUUGGCUCACAUAGGCCUGACCCAAGGGCUUCCCCGAAGGGAGCGGAUAAAAGGUUUAGUUCAUGAUAGCCAAAGAGAGCAGAACCAGAACGUGCUUUCAAACCACUAACAUGUGCUAUUGCUGGAUAAACAUUAAUGACGUUCCCCCUCAAGGCUAAAUCGCAAUCAUCCUUCGAACGUGACGUUGCGUCCAAACACUCGUGCAAAAAUGUGUGUUUUUCAAGGUUGGAGGGCAUCAAAACAGUUGGCAGUGCAUUUGCUUCAAUGUCAGUGGCCUUGGUUGAAUCCGAAGGGCCAGGAAGUGUGUUACAGACACUACAUUCUGCGGAAAAUAGAAAGAACUUUUAUCUGUUGAAUAUAUGGCUUUGUGCAGAGGGUUAUUCUGUUAUGUACUACUGUGGUAGUUUUAUGUUUCUUUCCAUUUUGCUGAAGAAGGUGCUCAAGGGGAACAAUUGCACUGGAUGUGAAAGUACGGUAUAAAAGGAAUUUAAAAUCCUUGAAACUGAUGAACCACUGAACCACAUCUGAAAAUACACCCAACAGUUUAACCAGCAAAUCGAUAGUCACACAGUUUGUAAGGUCAAAUCAAAGUGGACACUUUCAAGCUAGAUGAAGGUCAAAAGCUCCAUCAAAUGUCUUGUUGGUCGACUCAAUAAGGAGAACUUUAGCAGAGACAUAUUUUAAGGACCACAGUCCACAGGCCAGCUAUUGUGUGGGAGACUGGUGCUACCACUCACUUCAUGCUAAUGCUCAUCAACAUUUUUAGACCUAAACAAAUAGUAGACAAGUGUCAUCAUGCGACCUAUUCUCACACCUAAAGGAAGCCAGGCAAAGCGUUACAAUCUUUAGAGAUCAGUAGUUUUGUUUUCUAGAAACUAUGAGCUGCACAUCUCAGAGUGCCUUUUAGAGACAUUUAUUUAUUAAGAUGUUUUCAGGGACAUAAACUCAAGAAAAUGUUACUACAGAUGUGCAGUCUGUGAGGGGCGAGAGGAUUAUACUGCAGUGUACAUCAUUCAAGAGGUGUGACUUAUUUUUAACCAGUGUUUUUAGAACAUGUCGUGGCAUGUUUUUUUUGUUCUUCCAUUUUAUGUUUUGGAUUAAAUAAUAUGUUAUGGAGAUUUCUCUAGAGUAUUUAAGACAAUUUAGGCUUGGUAAUACACAUAAGCUGUAUAGUGUUGCCUUACUAUAGAAUAUAGAAAUCCAUCGUUCCACUCUCGUCGACAUCAUCAAGGUCAAAUGUAGGAGUUAAAAACAGAGCAGGCCAAAUGAACAUGUAGUUUAACUGGCAUCACUGGAGGUCUUAGUUUGUUAUUUGAGAUUCAUCCGCCAUCUAUCAAUAAGAACAUCUGGGUUACAUGACAUAAUGUGGACAAAUGGAUGUCUAAAUCUGUUUUAAAACAUGCACAGCUGAAUUGUAGAACAAGACUGAGCCCACAGUUUAUGUUUGCGAUUAUGAAGGUCUGUUGAUGUUGAUGAACUCAUUGUGCUAUUCAUUUGGAACGGCCUUGCCUCUGUUAAUCAUCAUUUUAGUUUAUAUCAUGGCUAUAGAAAUUUAUUCAAUAGCAAAUUCCCACUCUGAUGGAAAGAUGGCCAUCGAGAGAAACAAGAAUUUAGCGCACCAUUACAAUAAAGCUAUGUAAGACCACACCAGCAGUACAUUAUUUUGUUCUGUAACAAUUAACUGAAAACUAUUCAGCACCUUAGACUUUGUGUAGCAUGCAACUUUAAAAUAACUGAAGUUAUAGGAGCUCAUGUGCUUCUCAGAUUGUGCUGAUUUUGAUAGAAUAGAUGUGUAAAGUAAUAUAGGGAGAAUACUGUAAAAUGUUGUACAUGUCAUGACAAUGUCUUUAUGUCUGUUUUUUUCUCCAUGUGUAGAAUAGUGUGCUAUAGUCUAAAGCAGUAUUAUUCUAAAUAUAAUUUAAGCAAAACAAGCCAUGAAUGGUUUUAUGUGUCACCUCUGCUUAAUACAAGCGGAGGUUCUGUCAGGUCCUCAGAGCUGCAGGGUUUUACUUUACAGACUGUUAAAGUCUGUAAACAUGGUGAGACGCGUAUUAAUGACAUUCACAUUUUAGUCCUGUGGCGUACCUUAGAAGCCACUAAUUGCAUUGCACUCAGCAUUUUCUUCCUCUAAUUUAAUAUCAGCCCACUACACACAAGCUGCCUGUGCCAUAACGUCACUGUGCAACUUGACAAAGGUGCUUUACAACCAAGGCUUCGAUUGUGUCUAUUACGUGCACAGCAAAAUAAAAACAUGUAGCUAAUACAAUAAAAAGGAUCAUUAAAACCUGUUGA
Messenger RNA from Pungitius pungitius (ninespine stickleback), 7391 nucleotides. It is a transcript of the gene fhod3b, whose product is annotated as formin homology 2 domain containing 3b. The record is from RefSeq and is a predicted model, not a curated record. The transcript is spliced from 18 exons. Bases 1186 to 4962 code for a protein of 1258 amino acids. Gene Ontology annotation, cellular component: cytoplasm; cytoskeleton. NCBI's taxonomy places the organism in Eukaryota, Metazoa, Chordata, Actinopteri, Perciformes, Gasterosteidae. Gene Ontology annotation, molecular function: actin filament binding. Gene Ontology annotation, biological process: cardiac myofibril assembly; sarcomere organization; cortical actin cytoskeleton organization.